GCAUGCAAUACCUAAGCUUAGGCAUUAAUGCAUUAUCGGGGGAGCUUCCGGAGGAACUUGGAUUUCUGACUGAGAUUAUAUCCUUUGCAAUUGGUGGAAAUAACUUUUCUGGACCCUUGCCUUCGGGGCUUGGAAAUUGGAAACGUCUUACACAAAUCUAUAUGGAUGCCUCUGGUGUUAGUGGUGCUAUACCUCCAACAUUUGCAAAUCUAUUGAACCUAGAAGCACUGUGGGCUUCAAACAAUGAGUUUACUGGGAGGAUACCUGAUUUCAUUGGGAAUUUGUCAAAGCUUACUAUCUUGAAGUUUGAAGGAAAUUCAUUUCAGGGUCCAAUUCCAUCUACACUUUCAAAUUUGACCUCAUUGGUUGACUUGAGGAUAAGUGAUCUUUUGAAUGGGAGCUCUUCACUGGACUUCAUUUGGAAUAUGAAGAAUUUAAGCAAAUUAGUUUUGCGGAAUAACAAUAUUUCUGGUUCCAUCCCCUCUAAUAUUGGAGAAUAUCAGAGCUUGUCACUGCUGUAAGUCCUUUGGUUGAAGGAUGUUU
This is a messenger RNA of Ipomoea triloba (trilobed morning glory), 543 nucleotides long. Its product is annotated as probable LRR receptor-like serine/threonine-protein kinase At1g56140. The transcript has 8 exons. The record is from RefSeq and is a predicted model, not a curated record. The coding region runs from base 3 to 521 and encodes 172 amino acids. NCBI's taxonomy places the organism in Eukaryota, Viridiplantae, Streptophyta, Magnoliopsida, Solanales, Convolvulaceae. Gene Ontology annotation, molecular function: protein binding.